Molecule: messenger RNA, 1078 nt
Organism: Cydia pomonella (codling moth)
Lineage: Eukaryota; Metazoa; Arthropoda; Insecta; Lepidoptera; Tortricidae
Product: choline O-acetyltransferase-like
Exons: 5
Coding region: 265-1032 (255 amino acids)
Biological process (GO): acetylcholine biosynthetic process; neuromuscular synaptic transmission
Cellular component (GO): cytoplasm; neuron projection
Molecular function (GO): choline O-acetyltransferase activity
Source: RefSeq, a predicted model, not a curated record
CGAAACACGUUCUUACAGCACGGGGCGAGUCGCUGCUGUCUCUGCCGGAGCGAUGGCUCAGCCAGCAGGCGGUCGAGGACGAGUACGAAGUAAGUCAUCUUCAGAUCUAUCACUAAACACGUUCUUACAGCACGGGGCGAGUCGCUGCUGUCUCUGCCGGAGCGAUGGCUCAGCCAGCAGGCGGACGAGGACGAGUACGAAAAUGUGCAGCUUCCCAAGCUGCCCGUCCCAGAUCUCCAGGCGACCCUGGAGACGUACGUGGACAUGGCUGCGGCCGUGGUCUCGAGCCAGUCGCAGCUGGAGCACACCAGGGCCCUGGCUAAGGCCUUCCUGGAGGACCCUGGGCCAAAGCUGCAGGCGGCGCUGCUGGCGAGACGUGUGGAGAUGGAUAAUUGGGUGACAGACUACUGGCUGGAGGACAUGUACCUGAAGGUGCGGCUGCCGCUGCCCAUCAACUCCAACCCCGGCAUGGUGUUCCCCUGCCGAAAGUUUGCCAAGGUCGACGAGGUCGCCGAUCUAGCCGCGCUGUUCAUCGAUGAUCUGCUGGAUUAUAAGGAGAUGCUUGACAGGGGCGAGCUUCCUCUAGAACGAGCCACCAGCCGCGAGAAAGGCCAGCCUCUCUGCAUGGCGCAGUUCUACCGCCUCCUGGGCGUCUGCCGCAUCCCACAGCUGGGCAAGGACCGUCUGGAGCUACCACCAAUGCGUCCAGAAGGGGAGCAGGAGGAACUCGUUGUCGUAGCAUGCAGGAACUAUUUCUACCCCAUCCCAGUGAAAGCAGCCGACCGCGGACGUCUCACCCCUGGCGAGAUACAAGCACAGCUCCUGAUGGCCAUGGUGGACGCUGCUGGGGCUCCGCCGGCGCCCCGUGUGGGGCUUCUGUCUUCUCUGCCGAGGGACGCCUGGGCUAGGGCGAGGGACAUAAUCUGUGAAGGUAGGUUUUCAAACACAGCUGGUCAUGGUGAACGCGACAGGGGCCCCACCGGCGCCCCGUGUGGGGCUUCUGUCUUCUCUGCCGAAGGACGCCUGGGCUAGGGCGAGGGACAUAGUCUGUGAAGGUAGAUGUUCAAGCACAGCUGGU